AUGGCCCAGUCACCUCCUCCUCCCCAGGGCCUCCCGGGCCUCGACCACUGGGUCUUCGCCCAGGGCUGGGGCUGGGCCCCGCAGCACUCGGACUCCACGUCCCCGGCCUCCUCCUCCGAUUCAUCCGGAUCGUGUCCCUGCUACAUCCCCCGCUGCCCCACGCAGUCCGCGGGACUGGCCCGCGGCACCAGCAAAGCCCAGGCGGCCCCGACGGCCGCGCCCCGACGUGCACGGCCCGCGCCCGCGGGAGGCCAGCGGCAGAGCGCCAGCGAGCGCGAGAAGCUGCGCAUGCGCACGCUCGCCCGCGCGCUGCACGAGCUGCGCCGCUUCCUGCCGCCGUCCGUGGCGCCCGCCGGCCAGAGCCUGACCAAGAUCGAGACGCUGCGCCUGGCCAUCCGCUACAUCGGCCACCUGUCGGCCGUGCUGGGCCUCAGCGAGGACAGUCUGCAGAGCAGGCGCCGGCGGAGCGCGGACACCGCGUCCUCUCACCGAUGCCCUCUGUGCCCCGACGGUGGCCCCUCGCCGGCUCCGAUGCUUGCCCCUGGCCUGGGAUCAGCCAUCAGUGGUGGGGUGCCCUGGGGGUCUCCUCCCGCUUGUCCUGGACCCCGAGUCUCACCGGAAAACCUUGGGAGCAGGAUCUCCAACGUGGAUCCUUGGGUGACACCUCCCUAUUGUCCCCAAAUACAGUCACCCUUGAACCAGCCCCUAGGGAGAGCCCCUGACACCUCUCAGUGGACACCACCCCAAGCCUGUUCUGGCGUGCAGACAUCCCCAGAGCCCAGGAACAAGGCUGGACCCUGGUCACCACCCACUGCUCCUGAAGAGCUGACUCAAGUGUACCAGGUCCCAGGUUUUCCAAUGAAGGGGAGGAUGAACGGAGCCUUAUUGGCAGCUGUAGGGGAAGAGAUGAGGCCUUGGGAAGUUCAGACCACUGCCACUGUUACCGUCAGGGCUGUGCGACAGCCUCCACAGCCCGGGGAAGAGAGGAUGAUGGCCCUCGGGUUUACACAGGGGCCAGGGUGGAAGGUGAGGGCUGCGCAGGAGUGAGUGAAGCCCGGGGGGUUGGCAGCACUUCCUGAAUAGAUUCUUCUGGAGUUGGUGACCUAUGGGUCUGCUUUGAGGUUUAUUCAUUCAUAGAUGUCUUGUGGUCCACAAAAGAUUAUAUUAAUGACUAAGUUUCACCGAGCAAUCACUGUUUGCCUAUACCAUUCCUUGUACUUUACCUGUAUCUGUUUAUUCAUCCCUGCUAAUACAGCCCUAUAAAGCAUUAGCAUCCCCAUUUUACAGGUGGGAAAACUGAGAUGGAGAGGCUUCUUUCUCAUAGCUAGUGAGUAGCAGGGCUAGGAUUUGAAGGUUGGCAGUGUGUCUCCAGAACCAGUGAUCUUGACCUCUGCGCCCUACUGCACUGUUGGGGCCCUCCAGACACCACCAGCUACACUCUGGGGAAACAGCCAGGUUUAAAAUCUGCAAUCAGUGGCCAGGGAGCAAGCCCUUCUUGUUU
Molecule: messenger RNA, 1501 nt
Organism: Peromyscus leucopus (white-footed mouse)
Lineage: Eukaryota; Metazoa; Chordata; Mammalia; Rodentia; Cricetidae
Gene: Mesp2
Product: mesoderm posterior bHLH transcription factor 2
Exons: 2
Coding region: 1-1047 (348 amino acids)
Biological process (GO): somite rostral/caudal axis specification; heart morphogenesis; regulation of transcription by RNA polymerase II
Cellular component (GO): nucleus
Molecular function (GO): protein dimerization activity; DNA-binding transcription factor activity, RNA polymerase II-specific; RNA polymerase II cis-regulatory region sequence-specific DNA binding
Source: RefSeq, a predicted model, not a curated record